This is a messenger RNA of Auanema sp. JU1783, 939 nucleotides long. Lineage: Eukaryota; Metazoa; Nematoda; Chromadorea; Rhabditida; Rhabditidae. The record is from the annotation of a GenBank genome assembly.
AUGAAUGUUGAUGACCAAACAUGUAAGCUAUUGAUUAUUGGUGGAUGUACAGCGAAGAGAGAAUCAGGAUGUUUAUCAAAUUUUGAGGAGCUGAGUAUUUCCGUUAAGGGAGAUCGGUUUGUCAUAGUAAAUGAAGGUUUAGGAAAUCUCUUGAAAUCAAGACGAAGCCCAUCAGUAUUCAAAUGCUUCAAUGGCAUAACUGUGUUUGGUGGUUGCUCCGAUGAAGGCAUCCAUGUAAAUUGUGUCGAAGUUCUGAAAGAGAAUAAUAAUGUUUGGCAGAGUAGUUGUUUUCCUACUCGUCUCACGAAUCAUAGUUGUGCUGCUUUCGUGAGCUUGGACGUACAAACUGGUCUCAUCAUAGGCGGAUAUGACGGCUUCGAUUGUUUGAAUGACUAUCAAAUAAUCAAUUUGAACACUUUCGAGCUUUUGAAAAGAGGACGAAUGCCGUUUCGUUUGAAAAACGCAGCGUCAGUGAGAGAGGAUGAAAACAUAUUUUUAAUUGGAGGAUGGGACGAACGCCGAACUUUGAGAACUGUUUACAGUGUUGAUGUUAGUAAUGCAUUUGAAGUGACGUUUUCAAUGAUUGGAUUAUUACCCUACGGAGUAGAAGGCCAUUCCGCCGUUACCCACAAAAAAGCAAUUUAUAUAAUUGGUGGCUAUGAUGGCUUUUCCGUCCUGAAUUCUAUUUUACGAUAUGAUGUGUUGAGCAAGGAGACUCAAAUUCUGCCAAUUGCUCUCAAUACGCCUCGCGAGAAUCAUGUGUCCACUUGUUUAUUAGGGAAAUAUAUUGUAACUAUAGGUGGAUGGUGUGGAAGGACUGCUCUAACUAGUAUUGAAGUAUUUGAGGUGCUUGAUCAAGCUCCGUUCUUACGACGGAUUGAGUGUAACGUAACCUUAGACGUUCCUCGAAAUCGACCAGCUUUAAUAUCUUUUCAUUAA